Molecule: messenger RNA, 795 nt
Organism: Papaver somniferum (opium poppy)
Lineage: Eukaryota; Viridiplantae; Streptophyta; Magnoliopsida; Ranunculales; Papaveraceae
Exons: 2
Coding region: 1-795 (264 amino acids)
Source: RefSeq, a predicted model, not a curated record
AUGUUUACUGCCAUUUACGCGCCUUGUGCUUCCUACACUGAAGAUGUGAAACUUUUUUGGAGAGAAAUAGAAGAAGUAAGAAGUUUCUGGAAAUACCCAUGGGUGAUUGGAGGGGAUUUUAAUGAAAUCAGAUUUUGUCAUGAAAGAUCUACGGGAAGUGAUUACACUGGUGGAAUGGAGAGAUUUAACAGAUUCAUUUCUAAGUAUCAUCUUAUCGAUUUACCUUUGAUUGGAGCAACUUAUACAUGGACAAAUAAUCAAGUUCAAAGUGUUAGAAGCCGGAUUGACAGGUUGCUAAUUUCUUUAUCAUGGGAGUUGGAGUUUCCAAAUGUAAUUCAACAAGUUCUUCUUCAUCCUGUCUCUGAUCAUAGCCAUAUAGCCCUGAUUUGUGAUGGAAAUCCUGGAUCUGUAUUUUGCAAAAAAAUUCAGAUGUUAAAGCCUAAGCUAAGAGAGUGGAACAAGCAAGAGUAUGGAGAAUUAGAAAGAAAGGUGGAGGAUUUGGAGGAAAUCUUCACCAACUUGGACAUUGAAGAAAAAUUGCAGAAUGGUCUUACAAGUGAUCAAUGGGAUGAGAGAGUAUCUGCAAGACAAGAAUGGUGCAAACUUACUUUGGUGAAAGCUGAGAAGUGGAGAUGCAGAGCUAGAGUAAAUGAUAUUAAGAACAAUGAGAACAAUACAAAGUAUUUUCACAUAUUGGCAAAUGACAAUAGAAGAAGAAGUUUUAUUGGAUCCAUCAAAGUUAAUGGUGUUCUAACUGCUAAUGAAGAAGAAAUUAAACAUGGCAUUGUAGAUUAG